Iphiclides podalirius (scarce swallowtail) is the source of this 849-nucleotide messenger RNA. The record is from the annotation of a GenBank genome assembly. NCBI's taxonomy places the organism in Eukaryota, Metazoa, Arthropoda, Insecta, Lepidoptera, Papilionidae.
AUGUCGGAUGAAAUUGCUGAGAAUGGGACAGCCAACGGAGACGUACCAGAGAUCGAGCUCAUCAUAAAGGCAUCGACGAUAGACGGACGACGAAAAGGAGCAUGUCUGUUUUGCCAGGAGUAUUUCAUGGACCUGUACCUCUUAGCCGAGCUCAAGACAAUCAGUUUAAAAGUGACGACAGUCGACAUGCAGAAGCCGCCGCCGGACUUCCGCACCAACUUCGAGGCGACGCAUCCCCCUAUCCUGAUCGACAACGGCCUUGCGAUUCUGGAGAACGAGAAGAUAGAGCGGCACAUCAUGAAGUCGGUGCCCGGCGGUCACAACCUGUUCGUGCAGGACAAGGAGGUCGCGUCGCUGAUCGAGAACCUUUAUUCGAAACUGAAGCUGGUACUCGUGCGCAAGGAUGAACAGAAGUCGGCCGCCUUACGCGCGCAUCUAGGACGCAUUGAUGCACUCCUGGAGCGCCGGGGGACGAGAUUCCUAACGGGCGACACCAUGUGCUGCUUCGACUGCGAGCUGAUGCCUCGUCUGCAGCACAUCCGCGUCGCGGGCAAAUACUUCGUUGACUUCGAGAUUCCGACGAGUUUCCGCGCGCUCUGGCGCUACAUGUACCACAUGUACCAGCUGGACGCGUUCACCCAGAGCUGCCCCGCCGACCAGGACAUCAUAAACCACUACAAGCUGCAGCAGUUAUCGACAAAAGGUUUGCUCAUGUCGCCGACACCGGCGCGGCAACGGAACGACGCGGAUGCGGCCUCGGCGCUCAAGAUGAAGAAGCACGAGGAGCUGGAGACGCCAACAUUCACCACCUCCAUCCCCAUCGACGUGAACGACACUAGCGCCACCGAA